This is a messenger RNA of Maudiozyma saulgeensis, 4266 nucleotides long. The record is from the annotation of a GenBank genome assembly. Lineage: Eukaryota; Fungi; Ascomycota; Saccharomycetes; Saccharomycetales; Saccharomycetaceae.
AUGGAUCAACUUAUAAAGGAAGCAAAAGCGUAUCUUUUACAGAGAGAUAUCGUAAAUAGAAUAAAAGAAGAUAAUAGUGAUGGAACGAUCGAUACACUCAGCACUAUUUUUGAAACACUAUCAAAACCAAUCAUCGAUAACUCAAUCGUUUUAGAUGAUCCUGGCAGAUUGAUUUUAAUUGAUACUUUUUCGAUAUGGAUGGUUAGGUCCACUAAAAUUAUUCAAAAUAAGAAAAUUAAUAGUGUAUCUUUUUCUAGAACUAUUGAAAAUAAAUUAUUAUCAUCACAAAACUGUAACAUAAUCCUUCAAUAUAUCAUUGAUUUUUGGUCCGACAGUACUCCUGCUCUAAGUAAUGCACUGAGAGAUUUGUUAAACAAAUUCCUAACUCUAUUAAAGAUUGUUCUCCCAAAUGAACAAUUCAAUGAAUUUUUAUCGUAUUGGCUUGACUUAAUUUUGACAAUUCCAUCUAUGUUACGUAUUCACUAUAACCUAAUUGAAAUAUUUGCAGUUGAUUUGGAUAUGUAUAAUCUAUUGGAGAAGAGGCCACAUUUUAUUGAAAGUUCUCUACAUGAAAUUGCGAAGGAAUCUCUAGCUAACGCCAUUGGGAAAUGUCUAGUCAACGUGCUAGUCAACAUCUAUAAAUUGCAUUUCAAGAAUGAUAUUAAGAAUAUUAUCCCAUGGAUAUCAUUGUGGAAUGAACACACACUUUCAGGCCUUCAGCAGCAAAAAUAUACAAAACCCAUAUCGUUGUAUUUUUUGACCCCAUUAUUUAAGAACAUGCCAUCUGAGGCGUUUGUCCAAUUUCUUCAAAAUAAAGAUUUACAAAAUGAACCAGCUUUGCUGUUGUCCUUAUUGAAAAUUGGUCAAAAUAUAUGUAUUGAAGAACCUUUUCAUGAUAACAAAUUAAUAUCUUUAGAACAAUUGGAAAUUUUUCUACAAACUGACGAAUAUAAACUUGCUACUUUUGAAAUUUUGACUUAUGCCAGUAAAAAAUCAAAAAUUGUACAACCUUAUAUCUUUGAAAUUAUUAAACGCAAUUUAAGAAUAUAUUUUGCAGAUGUAGAGUUAGAAAACAGAAAUUAUUUUAUUAGUUCUUUCAAACAUUUCAUUAUAAGAAUACGAGAUUCUGCAUACGCUAUGAAUAGACAACUAUUUAAACUUCGAAAAGCUGAAAAAUUUCCAAAAGAACAAUCUGAUUUGGAAAACCGUUUGGAUCAGUAUUUAUUAUUUUUGCAGUGGGUGGUUCGAUUUUUGAAAUGUGAAAUGGUGCCAGGUUCUCAAUACCAUAGAAAUUUAAUGUCAUUAAAUAUUCUGAACAUAUUAAUCUGUUCUGGUCUUGACAAAGAAAUACCAGAAAAAUAUUUAUACAAACAAGAACCGAGAGAAUACCCAUUUGAGGUGUCAUUGAGUAAAGAUCAAACAAUAUUUAGACUUUUGGUCGAUAACCUUUCCGAUAAUGUUCCUGAUAUUCGUAAGAUAUCAAAGGAAAUCUUGUUGAUAUUUAACAAGACCGAGAAUUCAUCUACACUGUUUGGAAAAAUAGAUAUAGCACAUUUUAACGAUAUAGUUUAUAAGAAUAUGGAAAUUUAUCAAAAUGUUGAUAUUGGUGCCACAUUAGAAUCGUUUUUGUUUAAUGUAACUCAAGAUCAAUCAAAAUAUUUACUGUCACUCCUCGAAAAAUUAGACCUGGAAGUUGCAAAAGUGCAAAGUGAUUACAUAUCUAACGCUAAUAAUAAAAUCAGCAGUUAUUUAUCAUCAUUGAGUCUUAUAUUAAAUGAAUUAGAUUCAAAGUCCGAAAUUCUAGAUAUUGAAAUUAUUAUUCAACACGUAUGGGAUGACAUAUUAGAAAUUUGGGAACUAGUAAGGGAUAUAUUAUGUUAUGAUGCUUCUGAUAGUUUACUCCCAGAACAAUUCUUGAAUAGUGGGCUAUCAGACCAACUGCUGUCAAGUUAUGCAUAUAGGUCCGUAAAGGAAAUGUCUGCCGUGUUGAUUGUAUUAUUAGAUAAAUAUGCUCUUUCAGAACAUAUGCUGAUGUCAAUCGGUGAUCUUCUAAUUAAUCAAUUAUUUUCAAUCCGCCACAGUGGUGCAUUCCAAGCUGUUCUUCCAACUUUUAGAGAAUGUUGUGUAAGAUGUGAGAAAAACCUUCCUGCUCAAUUAGAUAUGUGGUUAACUCUAAUAUUGGAGGAACUUCAAACCAAAACCCAGCAUAUUACAAGAAGAUCAGGUGGUCUACCCUUCUUAUUAACAAAUAUUUUACGUGCAGAAACUCAUAAACAAAGGCCGAAAUUAAAGUCUGUUUUCAAUAAAUUAUUCGAGCUGGCCAAUUUAGAGAUCCCAGAACAUCAAGAUAAAUUAGACAUUCCUCAAAUAAAUGCAAUUAAUUGUAUCAAAGCGAUAUUCAUUGAGUCCGGUUUGUCUGAUUCUUGUCAACCAUAUAUCCCAGCCGCCCUACAGUUAUCAUUCAAAUAUUUUAACUCCGAUAUUUGGGCUCUCAGAAACUGUUCUUUAAUGCUUUUUACUUCCAUCCAGAAUAGAAUUUUUGGGAAAUCUGGUAAAGUCUUAAGUGCUAGACUAUUUUUUACGAAGUAUGUAGGCAUUAAGGAAUCGAUGUACAAGAUUUUAGCAAUGGCAAAUUCCUUCGAUACAACCAGUGUAGAAGAUGAGAGAAAAUAUGAAUCCAUUUUUUUGGUCCUAAACAUUCUAUUAUCAAUAAAAUCUUCAUCAGGUUCUAACGAAUUAGAUGAAAUUCUUGACGAAGUUGAAAAAUUUCUGGGUGACAAAAAUUGGAAGGUCCGUGAUGUUGCCGCUAGGGUCAUAGCUUCACUACAUCAGGAUCCUUACGGGAAAGCAUUAUCAAUAAUAAAUAGACUAAAGCUAUCAAACCAAAAUUUAUUACAUGGUUCAUUGUUUACUGUGUAUUAUGUCGUACACAAUAGAUCAACUUAUGAUGACACAUGUGAUAACCAAAGUUAUACGAACCUUGUAGAUAACUUAAUUAAAAAAGCUAGUCUAUUUACAAAAGAAAAUACAUGUUUCGAGACAAGUAUGGCUUAUCUAAAGAUAGUUAAGUUGAUACUAAAUAGGAUACCUAAUACUACAUCAAGUGUUUUGUCUCACUUUUUUGACGACUUAAAAAUUUACUUUUUAUACCAUCUCUCCAUAACUGAGAGCUAUGGAAGCAAGCAGCUAUGUCUAUCGAUUGCUCUUGAGAUUUUAUUAUCUUAUGGACCAAUAGAAAUAUUUUUUAUGCUAUGUGACAAUAGUAUCCAUUCAAAGCUCUAUGAAAUUCAAAGGACAGCAAUUUGGUUUAUAACCGAAUAUGAUUUAUUGGGAACUGUGGGCGACAUUGAGAAGGAUAAAAUAGUUAAAAGACUUCUAGAAUUGCUGCAAACAGAGAGUACUCUUCCAAGUGUGAAAACUGGAGCAGUGAAAGCUUUAAGGGGAAUUAAAAAUGGUAUUGACAAAACCCUGGCUCUAUCUCUAAUUACUUCACAAAAUUCAGAAACCACAAAAUUAGCAGUUCUUGAAAUAUUAGGUACCACCAUUUCCUCAGAUAAUUUUGAUACGUAUUGGAACAUUAUAUCAAGAUAUGCAAAGGAUUCUUCCAGCGAAAAUACUAGACUAUCAGUUUUGCAUUCAAUUCAAAAUUUUUCCAAAAAUACACAAAAGAUUGAAGUAUUGGUACUUCUUCAUAAAACAUUAAGUGAUGAUGAUAUUGAUAUUAGAGAUGAGGCUUCUCAUUUUAUGAACCAGGAAUUAUUAAGUAACGAGGAGUUUCAGUUGGAAGUCAGUGCAGUCGUUACAUCUACAAGAUUAUAUGAUUUGUUGAGUAAAUAUUGUACCGAAGCGGAAAUUAAAAUGUAUUUGAGUAAAGCGGUAAUGAACUACUUUUCGAGCAAUAAUGUAUUUUCUCAGUUAAAUGAACAGACCAAUAUUCUAUUCAAUGCCGAAGAAGAUAAUCAAUAUAGAAACAAUAUUGAAUUAAUAACCCAAUAUAUCGCAAUCUUGAGAAGAUACACAGUCUCAAAAGAACUUUCUACUUUCUGCGAACAUUUCAUAACCCAAUUGGACUCUACCAUUAAUACAAAAGGAAUAGUAGAUGGUCCUCAAGGAUGGCUUUCAACACAUUUCCCGCUUUCAGUUAUUAUUUUAUUAAAGGAACUGGUAGAAUUGUGCCACCCAAACAAAUCUAAAGAAUUUGCUCUGAUGUUAAAGGCUUGUCACGCGCAUCCGAUAGUGUCAGAAUAUUUAUAUAUCGAUAAUUGA